Molecule: messenger RNA, 579 nt
Organism: Caenorhabditis elegans
Lineage: Eukaryota; Metazoa; Nematoda; Chromadorea; Rhabditida; Rhabditidae
Gene: C25F9.11
Product: PH domain-containing protein
Source: RefSeq, marked reviewed
AAAGAGAUCUGCAAUGCUGUCAUUCACAUUUGACAACAAAGAGAGUGAUUUUGCCGAUUUGGGAGAAGCAAGAGAUUGGCUCGAAAAGCUCAAAGAAGAAAUUGAAUUCAUCAUGCUUAUGCAAGAACAUUGCUCCAGACCGACCCUUACCCAGAAAGAACGCGCUGCAAAUGAAGACACGGUGAACAAUUGUGCGGCAACCCUUGCGACUCUUCAACGUAAAAAAUCUGAGUUUAAAAUAUUUUUGAAAAAUGCAGAGGAUGCUUUGACCGCCGUUCGCUCUCCAUGAACAAUCUGCCGUCGAAAUGUGUACUCUUAACAACUCAAAAACCUUUUUAACUCCUAAAACGUUUUAUAACUCUUUAAUUUUUUUAAUUCGUAGUAAACUAUUAUUACAACGUUGUUUAACUCUUACUAUUUAACUAUAUCUUUUCGUAAUGCUUUUUUGGAAUCUACAACUUCCGGUACUUACAUUGUAUAACCUUCAUUAUUAUAUUUUUUCUUCCUUUAGACAAGCCUCUUGCGUGAUGCGCCUAAUUGAUGUUUAAAAAGAAUUUAAUUCAAUAAAUGAUUAUUAAG